AUGGCCCCUAUCUCUAAAGUCAACGACAAGGUCAAGGUCGUCCUCACCGGCUUCCAGCCUUUUGCACACCACUUGACGAACCCUUCGUGGCUUUCGGUUCAGCCUCUCCACAACACUCUCCUCGACUUGCCUGAAGUCCCUGUUGCCAAGCAGGACCCCAAGCACCACAAUGCCACCCAGGCCUACCUCGUCUGCCAGGAGCUCCCUGUCGAGUACCAAAAGGUGCCUAACCUCGUUCCUGAACUGCAUGUCACCCACAGCCGAACCAUCACCAAGGGCGACCAGGUUAUCCAGGUCGAGAUUGAUGAGUCCAAGCAGGAAGAGGAGAAGGAGAAGGAGGAGUACUUGAAGACGUACUACAUUCACGUUGGCGUUGGCCGUGAUGGACACACUGCCAUUGAGACCCAGGCACAUCGCACUGGAUACGGCGGACUUGACAAUGCCAAGUGGACGCCUCCCAACAAGGACGAGCCUCCGGUUGUGAAGGAGGAGUGGUCUGCAGACCCAGAUUUGUUGACGACAACGGUCGACACCGCGGCAUUGGCGGAGUACCUGAAGACGGAGAAGGGAUGGAUCUGCCAGCAGAGUUUGGAUGCGGGGCAUUACCUGUGCGAGUACACGUUCUAUUUGAGCAUGGCUGAGCGCCAGAGACGAAUUACAGCUGGGGAGGAGGGAGAAGGAGAGAGGACGUGUCUGUUUGUGCACCUGCCCUCAGUUGGCAACCCGUACACGCUUGAGGAGCUCCAGCGGUUUGUCAAGGACAUGAUUGUCGCGGUUGUUACUCAGAACUAA
Messenger RNA from Linnemannia hyalina, 792 nucleotides. Lineage: Eukaryota; Fungi; Mortierellomycota; Mortierellomycetes; Mortierellales; Mortierellaceae. The record is from the annotation of a GenBank genome assembly.